Molecule: messenger RNA, 327 nt
Organism: Parascedosporium putredinis
Lineage: Eukaryota; Fungi; Ascomycota; Sordariomycetes; Microascales; Microascaceae
Source: the annotation of a GenBank genome assembly
AUGCCGCAGCUCUCAUUCUCGCAGAGAUCCCGCGUCGAUUCGUCAUCCGUGGCUGACGAGAUCCUCUUGUAUGUUGAAGACGGCCGGUGGAUCCUCGCUCUCGUUCGUGGGACCGCGACGUCUUCUUCCUCGUACCCGCUACUCUCCUCUGCCGAAUCGCUCGCGCCACCGGCGACCAUGGCAGCGGCAGCGGCAUCCUGGUCCCGUAGGGCGCGAGGAUGGACGACGGGUGCUGCCGGGGCGAUCCAGUCGGCGAUGCUGUCACUAGAGGGUUCCAGGGACGACGUCGACGAGGACGAGAGGGUGGGGCAUAGGGUGGGGUCUUGA